Molecule: messenger RNA, 940 nt
Organism: Cucurbita pepo subsp. pepo (vegetable marrow)
Lineage: Eukaryota; Viridiplantae; Streptophyta; Magnoliopsida; Cucurbitales; Cucurbitaceae
Source: RefSeq, a predicted model, not a curated record
UUCAACCCUUGACUUGGUAAAACCAAAUCCCAUACUUAUUCUGAAUCAGCAACAGAAAAAAGUGGGAAAACAUAACUGUUUCACACUAAAAACCCUCACAAACAACCACAAAACUAAACAACACACCCAUUUCUCCAAGAAACCAAAAGCUCCGAUCCAAUCCAAUGGAGGAUUAUGCAAAGCUAUUACCCCAUCAUCCACAACAUUCCUCAUCUUCUUCCUCAAUGACCCUUUUCUCCAGAUUAGAUUACAUGGAUUUGGUUAUGAAGUAUUUGGAGAAAAAACAGAGGUUGGAAAGAGUGGGAGGCGUGGAAAAGAAGUGCAUAUCUUUGGAUGUUGCACUAAAAGAUACUUACUUUAAAGGUUCAUUGUUGGAUCGAGUGGCAUCUCUUGAGCACAGACUUUUCCAGCUAUGUUUGGAGAUGGAUUCAGGCAGCUCCUCAAACCCUUCAUCAUUAGGUUCAACACAGACAUCAGCUGAUAUCAGUUCAUCUUCUCCAACUCCCAAACAGUUUUGCAGAGGGGAGCCAUCGUCUUCAUACCCCAUAUUCCAUUAUCCCAGCCAUGGAGGAACCUCAAAAAUUUCCCAAAUUCAGGUUUAAAGAGAAAAAAAAAUAAAGACAAUAAUUGCUAGCAGACAAAGAUUUGGACAGAGGAAUAAAUUAACAAGAAAUAAAAUGAUCCAGCAAUUAUAUUCCUUUGCCUCAAGUUGGGGGAGUAAUCAAUUAAGCAUUAUGCUUUUGCUUUUGCUUUUCUUUUUCAUGUCAUGAAACUUUUUGAGUCAAGUUGAUGUUGUUUGAGGCAUUGAAUAUUUUGGUGUUGCUUGGAAGCUGAUACUGAUACUGAUAAUGACAGUGAGUACACCGAGCAUCGUUACGGUCAAACGAACGAUGUCGAUCGGUAUAUAAUCGAUGGGUUGUGGGUUGUGUUUUGAUAUAUU